AUGCGUUUAUUUUUUGUUGUUCUGGCUAAACCUCUUGGUCAAUCGUCCGCAGUUCACAUUACUGAAGAGAAUAAUACUAUUGGUAAAUUGAUAUGGAAAGAGUUAUACGGGGGUGAAGUAGGUUCUAACAGGGUUAAUCAAUGGACGCUAUGGAAAGUCAAAGAUCUUAUCGAAGGAGACGAGAAGUGGAAGGCACUUGAAGAUAUUGAAGAUAGUAAUACCGAAACUUUCAUUAAAAAUGAGCUCAAAGGAGGUCUUGGAGGAACAAAUAUGAAAAGAAAGGAAGAUGGUUUAUGCUACGAAGGUCUUGAUCUUACUCACAUUGAAUGUCAGAGAAAGCCGACAAUUAAGAGAUUACUUGAUGAUCUGUUUGAGAAACGUAUUAUUCUAAUUCGAUCGCCACCAAUGGCCGGUAAAACGUCACUUUCACAACUACUGGAAUAUAAUAUUCUUCAAUCAGAUGAAGCGAAGAAAGGAUCUAGAUGUGUAUUUCACAUUUCAUUAUUGUGGAUGGUUAAAUAUGUAGACGAAUGGACAUUUGCAGAAGGAUUCAAAACACUCAUGAAUAUGAAAUGGGAUGAAUUUAUACAAUUAUGUAAACAUAGUGAUAUUGAAAUUUUCCAACGGUCUUCUGAGCUGGAAUUUGGUGAUGUUUUUGCCUAUCUCAAAACUUAUGAUUUUUAUUCUCAUCUUAAGGAGAUUCGCGCUACUCCGCGAGUUAAUGAUAUAAUUCCACACAAUGGUCGUAUUAUCAAGACAAAUGUUCUUGUUGAUAUUGGAAGGAAAGUAGGUUGUUCAACUCUUGAUUUUCCUGCACCAUUGCUUAGAGCUAUGUAUCUUCAAGAUCGUUUUAGUUAUGUGAUACGAUCUGAAUUACCACCUAAAUCAUUCAAAGAAUUUAUCAAAUCAGUUUAUGCGAUUAUGAACCCAAAGGUAUUGCAGAAUAGCAAAGGUAAAGGUAAGGAUGGCCGGCUUUUUGAACGUGUAUGGCAGAUGGAAUUCUACCGUGCAUCAUUACAAGUUCUUCCUGAAGACAUAUAUCCUUCCGUUGAUGUUGGAAAAGCAUUUGGAUCAAAGGGAUAUGUGGAUUUUUAUGUAAAUGAUAAGUGUAAUUGGGCUAUUGAACUAUUGAGAUGGAGUAAAUGGGCGAUUAUUGAUAUUCGGGAUGGUAAUAUGAAAGCUUCAGAGUCAGAGAAACGUGAAAGAAAUGAUAUUUAUGUUAUUUGUGCCGAAAAUUUUGAAACUGUUCAGUUGGUGUAUCCUAAUGGAGAUGAAGAGGAUAUUUGGUUACUAGGCAAAGAAAAUUUGCUUGGAUAUGAUUCAUCAGAAUUUUUAGACGAUCAAGAUGAUCAAAUGGAAAUAAUGGAAAUUGAUUACUAA
Molecule: messenger RNA, 1380 nt
Organism: Funneliformis caledonium
Lineage: Eukaryota; Fungi; Glomeromycota; Glomeromycetes; Glomerales; Glomeraceae
Source: the annotation of a GenBank genome assembly